AUGGCAGCCACAGGCAUCACGCCGUUACAAGAAACUGCCUUCCGCCGCGGUACCUUGAGAGGAAAGCCACUAACCGCCCAAGAACGCGAAGAACUCAUCAAACCUUUCCUCCCCUCCGAACCCGCCACCUCCUCCGAAUCAGAAUCGAGAAAAAGGAAGGCAGCCCGCGACCGCAAACGCGUAGCUCAACAAACCAAGCGCAAGCAUGGACCUGUCAAGGUCUUCGUACACUUUGCUGUAUACCACUUCAUCGCACUGCUUUUCAGCAUCUUCUUCCGCUUCCGCCGCGCAUACCGACUUGUACGUGGGAAGAUAGUCUCGCUGCUCAAGUACCACCAUCGCACGCCCGAGUUCAUUGCCCACGAUGUCAAACACCUCGAGAAGAUGCCCAAGCACCUUAGCGUAAUAGUCGAAUACCAAGAAGAUGAUGGCAGCCAGGGAACAGCCGGGCUUGAAGGCCUCGUAAACGAUGUAUGCGAGAUUGCAGCGUGGACGGCCAGUGCAGGCAUCCCAUUUCUGAGCGUGUACGAGAGGACCGGUGUGCUGAAGAACUAUCUCCCCCAAACACACGCCAGUAUCUGGAGCACUUUGGAAGCUUACUUUGGGCCUCAGCGGAAACCCUCGCUCUCCCUUCGCGCGCCCCACUUGAGUUCUUAUUCUCCGCCGAACACGCCUCUUCAGAAUGCAGAGCUCAAUGAAGGGGCCCCAAAAGAGGAGCGACAACAUCUGACGGUUCUUCUCCUCUCUGAACACGAUGGUCGCGACACUAUAGUGGAUUUGACGCGCACACUCGCUGAGAUGGCCCAGAAGGGUGAUGUGCAACAAGAGCAAAUCAACAGUGAUUUGAUUGACGCCCAAUUGAACGACCACGUCUCGAGCGAGCCUGAUUUAUUGGUUUUGUUCAGCCCGACUGUACAAUUAAAGGGAUACCCACCAUGGCAACUUAGGUUGACAGAGAUCUUCCAUCUACCAGACAACAAGGGUGUCAACUACCAAGUCUUCCUCAGAGCGCUCUACAACUUCGCCAAGGUUGAAAUGCGCCUUGGAAGGUGA
This is a messenger RNA of Plenodomus lingam JN3, 1053 nucleotides long. RefSeq lists its product as uncharacterized. Gene Ontology annotation, cellular component: dehydrodolichyl diphosphate synthase complex; endoplasmic reticulum membrane. The record is from RefSeq and is a predicted model, not a curated record. Lineage: Eukaryota; Fungi; Ascomycota; Dothideomycetes; Pleosporales; Leptosphaeriaceae. Gene Ontology annotation, molecular function: ditrans,polycis-polyprenyl diphosphate synthase [(2E,6E)-farnesyl diphosphate specific] activity.